UGCUGCUCUGCAGAGGCAGAAUCUUUUUGGAUCUGAGACGAUUGAAGUGGAUUUCUGUGAGCAGCGUGAAGAUGAGGACACUCUGGAUUCAGAUGGUUGCAGUCUGUGUUUUCCUGCAGAUGCCAGGUUGUUUCCCAGCAUGCAUCGUUGUGGGCUCAGUGGCCCGCUGUGGCCUUUCAACCCUCAGCCAGGUCCCUCCUCUGCCUCCCAGCAUCACCCACCUGUUCCUGGAGGUGAACCGCAUCCGUGAGAUCAACGCCACCUCGCUGUCCGGCCUGGAGGAGCUCCAGGAACUGGACCUCGGACACCAGCUGGUCCCGCUCCUCAUCAGGAACAACGCCUUCAUCAGACAGAAGCGCCUGAGGAGGCUGGUGCUCGGCUCCAACAGCCGGCUCCUGCUGGAACCGCUGGCCUUCGCUGGACUCUCCAGCUUGCAGAAUCUCCAGCUGAACAACUGCAAGCGUAAUGACUCCAUCCUGACGGACAACUAUCUGGAGCCGCUUUCCUCUUUGCAGACUCUCAACCUCUUUGGCAACCACAUCAAGAAACUUCAGCCUGCGAUGUUCUUUGCAAACAUGACUAAAUUGGAAAAUCUGAAUCUCAUGCUGAACAGCAUUGACAAAAUCUGUGAGCCGGAUCUGGCUGGUUUCAGAGGAAAGCACUUCAAGAUCUUGAACCUGAGCUCUGUCUUCCCAAGGGCGAUGCUGAGUCACAGCUUCGACUGGCAGAAAUGUGGGAACCCUUUCAGAGGAACGUCUUUUGAGACGCUCGACCUGUCCGAUAACGGGCUUGGCCCCGAUAAGUUGAAGAUGUUCUUCAAAGCCAUCGAAGGGACGAAGAUAUCCCACCUUAAGCUCUCGGGGCACAUGGGGAAAUCGUUUUCAUUCGACAACCUCCCAGAUCCAGACGUCAGCACGUUCGAAGGCCUGAGGAACAGCUCCGUCCUGUCUUUGGAUUUAUCUAAAAACUUCAUCUUUGCUCUGCAGCAAGGGGUUUUUAGUCCGCUGAGCGAAGCCGCAGCCAUCGAUGUUUCCCAAAACCGCGUGAACCAGAUACACAAGAACGCCUUCGAAGGUCUUCAGGGUCAUCUAAAGGUGCUCAACCUGUCGCACAACCUGCUCGGGGAAAUCCACUCCUACACAUUUGCCCACCUCGCACACUUGGAAGUCUUGGAUUUGUCUCACAAUCACAUCGGGGUUUUGGGUUCCCGCUCGUUCGCCGAGCUCCCCCACCUGAAAUCCUUACACCUGGGCGACAACGCCUUGAGGCAAAUAGGCUUCCCCGCGUCCCUACCGAGUUUGGAGCGUCUAGAUUUAAACGACAACAAGCUCACGGCUUCGCACGUGGUGGCCAACGAUCUGACUCGGUUCGCGGGCAGCGUCAAACAUCUGAACGUUCAGGACAACCGGCUGACGAACCUGGGGGACGUCAAUACGCUUUGGGGCGAGCUGAAACACCUGCGGACGCUGUUCUACGGCGGGAACGCCAUCGGGCGGUGCUUCCUCAACCGGUACGUUCGCCCAAACCACGUGAAGUUCCUGGAUCUUCACAGCAGCUCCCUGCAGUCCAUUUGGGCGGAGAGGAACUGCCUGAAUCUGUUCGACAGCUUUGGGAACGUAACCAGCCUCAACCUGAGCUUCAACGGUCUGCGCUCUCUUCCUCGAGGCGUCUUCAGGGGCCUCACCUCCGUGGUGCGGAUGGACCUCUCGUCUAACUCCCUGACCUACGUCGAGCCCGGCGUUUUACCCAAAACUUUAAAAUCUCUCCACCUGUCCAACAACUUCAUAGCCUCCCCCGAUCCCGCUGCUUUCAGCUCCCUCAGCUUCCUGGACCUCUCCAUGAACGGGUUCUGCUGCGACUCGAACCUGCAGAACUUCCUGACGUGGCUGAAACACACCAACGUGACGUUUCUGAGUCCAGUCCAGGAGCUUAGAUGUGCGUUUCCUGCUGGUUUCCACAACGUGCCGCUGCUGCAUUACUCUGCAGCAGCUGGAGCCGCUCUGCACGGAAAUGAAAGAUGGAAAGAGGUUUGACUUUUCUUCAAGGUUCUCCUCCCAAACGUCUGAGAGGAUGGUCGGUGCAACGCUGCUGAACAGUCACACUAUUAGUUUGCAUUUUUACAAACUUUUCUUCUGCUACUUUUCAUUUUUCUGAACGCUCAGCUUGAUCGAGAAUGUGACCUUUAGUAUUUUUAUCUUUUAUACUUUUUGAUGUUUUUACCUUUAUUUACAAAUCUUUGCC
Molecule: messenger RNA, 2241 nt
Organism: Nematolebias whitei (Rio pearlfish)
Lineage: Eukaryota; Metazoa; Chordata; Actinopteri; Cyprinodontiformes; Rivulidae
Product: toll-like receptor 5
Exons: 2
Coding region: 72-2033 (653 amino acids)
Molecular function (GO): protein binding
Source: RefSeq, a predicted model, not a curated record